ACGAACCACCUGAAUAUGAGCGAGAAAGUAAUGAUGACCAAGAAGAUUAUGAACAAAACAGCGAUUUUGAUGACGAAAAUAACGUGUAUUACGAAGAGGACGAAAGUUACUCUGAAAAAGAUGUAGAAUAUGAAUCGGCAUCGGUAUUACUUGAUGAUGAACCUAUUUCACAUCCUCUUCCACCCCCUCUUGUUCCAACUCCACUAUCUCCAAAACGCUUCGAUCGCGGUUAUCACCUUCUCACUAUAAAUGUGGAGCUCUCUGAAGACGAGCCUCCUCAAGCCAUUGUUGUUUACGUGAAUGAUAAUCCUGCGGUUUUGGCUAAAGAAUUCUGUAACAAGUGGAAAGUUACUAAUGAUGACAUUGAACCGGCAUUAAUUCAAUUAAUUAGAGAAGAAAAAGAAAAACGUCUUGGAUAA
Messenger RNA from Scutellospora calospora, 419 nucleotides. NCBI's taxonomy places the organism in Eukaryota, Fungi, Glomeromycota, Glomeromycetes, Diversisporales, Gigasporaceae. The record is from the annotation of a GenBank genome assembly.